Messenger RNA from Lethenteron reissneri (Far Eastern brook lamprey), 1529 nucleotides. RefSeq names its product vesicle transport through interaction with t-SNAREs 1B (gene VTI1B). Gene Ontology annotation, molecular function: SNAP receptor activity; SNARE binding. Gene Ontology annotation, biological process: intracellular protein transport; retrograde transport, endosome to Golgi; intra-Golgi vesicle-mediated transport. The record is from RefSeq and is a predicted model, not a curated record. Gene Ontology annotation, cellular component: ER to Golgi transport vesicle membrane; SNARE complex; Golgi apparatus. NCBI's taxonomy places the organism in Eukaryota, Metazoa, Chordata, Hyperoartia, Petromyzontiformes, Petromyzontidae.
GGGAGACGUCCGCUGUAGAAGUGGACGGAGCUCUCCCCACCCCUCUUGCCUUACCCAAUGUGGCCGCCGUGUGGCCAGUCGCGGUUAAACUCAACGGACGACGAGGCAGCGACCCGGAGGUUCCCCGCCGCGUUAAAGAGACCGCCACUCAUCAGCGACAACUUCCCACUCAGCCCGGGGCCUCCUCUUCCACUACAGUCGUUGUCGUCGCCAUCGCCCAGCCAUGUCCUGCGAAAACUUCGAGACUCUUCAAGAGGAGUACCUGAGCAUUUACCAGAGUCUCAAGGCGAAGCUGGACAGCACGUUGCCAAGAUGCCACGGCGAGGAGAAGAAGCGGGUGACCAGGGAAAUUGAAAGGAGUUCGGAAGAGGCUUACCUGCUGCUGCAAGAGAUGGAGGAGGAGCUGAAGGGGGCCCCGGCGCCGUUUCGCAUGCAGAUGGUGUCGCGCAUGCGUGACUACCGACGGGACCUGGAGCGCAUCACGCGAGAGACCCGGCGUGCCACGGACCCAGCUCUCUCUGCCCGCUCCGACCUGCUGAGCGGAGGCUUGUUUGCAGCUCAGAACAAGGAAAGCGCCCAGGUGGCCUCGGACCGCGCACGACUGCUACAGGGCACCGAAAGCCUGGGCCGCGCUUCGGCCAGCGUUGAGCGUUCGCAUCGCGUUGCUGUUGAGACGGAGCAGAUUGGGAACGAGAUCAUCGACGAGUUGGGAACACAGCGCGAACAGCUGGACAGGACGCGUGACCGGCUUACAAAUACAGGACAAAACCUAUCAAAAAGCAGGAAAAUACUGACUACAAUGUCACGCAAGAUUGUGACCAACAAACUCCUCCUUGGCUUCAUCAUCAUCCUCGAACUUGGCAUUCUGGGUGCUGCUGUAUACUUGAAAUUUUUCAAGAAAUGAGCAUGUUAUAUUCCAGUGUUUAAAAAUGUCAAACUUAUGAAGCUUAAACACAUGUAUUGUAAAUACCAUACUAUCUUUUGAUAUUGGCAUGUAUAGAUUCAGUAUGCUCUAACUUUGCAUCGCAAUGAAAUAGUGAUGUUGCUUUAUAAGAUGUGCCACAUGAGGUGGAGCGGUGGCAAAGUGGUUAAUGCCCUGCACUUUUAACUGUGUGAGUUUGAUUCUGGUGCGUGGCUAACAUCUGUGGUGAGUGAUAUCUGAAUCAGACCUGGGACCUCCCUUCACCACCCACACUGACCAGUGUGGUGAAGCAUGGUCAGACAACCCUCAUGAUUGACAUGGCAUCGUAAGUGGAUUGACAAAGAUAUGUAUAUUACCAUACCACAAAUUUAAAUGUGUGAUUUAGAGCACAAGUAACUUUGUUAUUUGUAUUAUCACAUGUUUGUCAUGUAAAACUUGUAAAUACAAAUUGCUCUUUUGCCAUGAAUGCACUUGGAGGAGAAAUGUUUAGAAUAUUAUGAAAGAUGUAAAUGUUGAAAGUGGAAGCAAAUAUGCCCAAAAAAAAAACUGAAUGCUGCUUGAAUUUAGGUUGUAUACUUUUGAUCAAAUAAAAAUUACAUCAAGGCGA